UUGGUUGCCCCGGCAACCAGGGCCUGCUAGGUGGCUGCCUUCUUGGAGUUCAAGAGCUUGCUGCCACGCUGCCCUCAACCCGAAACCCCCAGGGCCUUCUGAGCGAGCGCAAGACUCCUGCCUUGUGGAAAGGAAGCCCCGGGACAACUGCAGGGAGAAUGGCCGUGCCCUGGGAGGAAUAUUUCCGACUGGCCUUGCAAGAGAAAGUGCCCGACCCCUCCAGGAAGAUCCCAGAGCACAAUGUGGAUGACAUCCCACCAGUGCUGCGCCUCCUGGAGAAGAGGCAAGAGCUGAUGGAUGCGGACCGGGACCUGCAGGCCCAGAAGGAGGUGUUCCAGGCUUUGACGGCAGCCCAGAAACAGCGCCGGGAACAGUUGGAACAGAAGGAGCGGGAGCUAAAGGGAUCUUUUGUCCACUUUGACAAGUUCUUGCAGGACACCGAGGCCCGGCGCAGCCGCGCGCUGCAGAGGGCGGCAGAGGAGCGGCUGCAGGCGAGCCGCCAGGAGGCCGAGGCACAACUGCUUAGGGUCCAGCUGGAGGAGCUGCAGCGGGAGCGCGCGCGAUUGCAGCGCCGGGUGGAGCGCCUGGAGCCCUGCGCGCGCCUGCUGGGCCAAGUGUUGGAGCAGCUGCCGGAGUUCCAGGACGUCCCCGAGCUGGUGGCGCGCUUCGACGGCCUGGCCGAUAUGCAGGCGGCGCUGAGGCUCACGGAGCGCCAGCGGCAGGCGGAGCUGGAGGAAGCCCGCGCGCGGCUGCAGAGGCUGCGGGACGCCGGGCAGGACGAGCUGCUGGGGCAGAGCCAGCGGCGAGCGCAGCUGCUGGAACGCCUGGAGGUUGCGAGGGAGCGAACGCUGAGCUGGGAAUCCAAGUGGAUUCAGAUCCAGAACACGGCGGCUGAGAAGACCCUAGUCCUGGGCCGCAGCAGAAUGGCCGCGCUGAACCUGUUCCAGCUGGUGUGCCAACACAAGGCACAGCCCCCCGCCCUGGCCAUUGAGGACACCGAGGGGCAGCUGGAGCAGGUGAAGCUGUUCAUCCUGGACCUCUCUGCCAUGCUGGCCAGUCUUCGUCAGGCAGAGCCCACACCUGCCUCCCAGCCCUGA
Messenger RNA from Neogale vison (American mink), 1097 nucleotides. RefSeq names its product cilia and flagella associated protein 73 (gene CFAP73). Gene Ontology annotation, biological process: spermatid development. Bases 159 to 1097 code for a protein of 312 amino acids. The record is from RefSeq and is a predicted model, not a curated record. NCBI's taxonomy places the organism in Eukaryota, Metazoa, Chordata, Mammalia, Carnivora, Mustelidae. The transcript has 7 exons.